GUACUGGUGCGGGGACAUGCGCGAUCUGAAUGUCGCGAUGUAGACGAUAGCUCUGCGAUCCAAGUGCAAGCUUCUGAACGCGCUGCAUCCGUGAUUGAUGUCAACGACAAAGGUUGGAUGCACCAUGAUAGCCGGAACGCGUCCUUCGGCGGCACAUUCCACGGUAGUGGAGGAUCCCAACAUCCCCCGGAUGGAAGCGCUUUACACUGUGCGCGGAAGGAUUCUUCUGGCAAAGUGAUAGGCCCACAGAUCCGAAUCCGCAAAGAAAUCCACAAAACGACGGAUGCGGAGUUCUCCAAGUUUGCAAAAUGUGUCCGCAAACUGAAGGAAGUGAAGCCAUCAUGCAAAGGCCAAUACAGGUGUAUUCAAGACUACCCAAACAGCUGGGACUCGUUCUUGGCAUUUCACAUGAAUUGCCAUCGACGAGAAGACGAGUUCUGGGUGUGUCAUCGUCAUAUGAUGUAUGAUCUGGAAACAGCCCUUCAAAAGAUUUGCAACGACUGUGGCGUCUUCCUGCCGUACUGGAACUCUUUUCGAGAAUCUGGAGACAUUUGGGGUUCCGUGACGUGGGCGAGCAAGCGUUAUGGGAAUCCAUUUGGUCUUCCCAGAGACCAAGCUUGGUGGUGCUAUGACCACGGCUGGAGCCAGUGUGUCAUGGAGGGCAUUGGAAAGGAAUUCCUUAUGGAUCCACAUGCUGACAAGUCAAGCUGUAGCGCUUGCCUCAGCCGACAGCCUUAUCGCUGGGCCCAUGUGACAGCUCUGCCUGUCGUUAUGGCUGUGCUGACAAGCAAGGACAGCUUCGAGACGAUCCAAGCCAAAUUUGAAGCAUUCCACGUGGAUGUCCACACAAACGUAGGUGGAAACAUGGCAAAUCUUCCAGACUCGACUCUGGAUCCAGUUUUCUGGUUACACCAUGGUGUUGUGGACUUCAUGUUCACUUUUUGGCAGGCAUGGCAAUACAACAACGAGAAGGAACAUCCGACCUGUCGCAGCUGCAGGACUUGCCACAGUCCGAUGACUCACUACAGGGUCCACAGGAAGGAGUGGAUGGGCCGCUGGAACCCUGAGCACAAGUGUGUUGAGCUUCCGUGCUCGAAUCCGGUCGUCUGCAUUGGCUACGAUGGGUACAUUGAGCCAGGAAUCUGGACUCCACCUGCGCCGCCACCUCCAUCGCCGCACGGUUGGGGGCGUAGGUGGGGGUGGAGACGAUGGCUCCUCCUGCAGAAUGAGUCCUUGGGGGAAGACUUCGACGAAUCAGGUGGGCCCCUUGAAGGCGAGCCCGGGUACGUUCACGAUCCGCAAGAGCUCCCUGUGGUUCUAGAAGAUCCAGAUGGGUCGGCAAUCGUGGACUUCGAAAGUCCCCUCCUGGGUGCAGACGACUUCAUGGAGAAGAUGCAAUGCGAGGAGACCAUUAACAAGAUCCAAAAGGGAUCUUGUUCCAUAGAUGAGAUUGCGAAGCAUGUGGUGCUGACAACGAAAAGGGACAUGACGCAGUUGCGCUCGCAGUGUGCGGAGUUCUGGGGCACUCUCCGGGGCAUGGUAUCUGAAGACGGCGUGGAACAGAGGAUCAAUGCUUGUUGGACAGCGUUGCAAUCAAUCGAGAAGGUCCAGGAAACAUUCAGGUUUAAGGAGCCGACAACGGUCGCCGAGAAGUUGUAUGGCAUUCAGUGCAAUACUGAAAAUUUACACUGCUAG
This is a messenger RNA of Symbiodinium necroappetens, 1695 nucleotides long. NCBI's taxonomy places the organism in Eukaryota, Dinophyceae, Suessiales, Symbiodiniaceae. The record is from the annotation of a GenBank genome assembly.